AUGGAUCCAGAGUAUGCCCUUUAUGGUAUGCUGUCAGAAAAAUGUGAUGUGUACUCAUUUGGGGUUGUUUUAUUUGAAGUGUUGUGUGCUAGAAAGGUCUUUGAUCUAAGCUUGGAUGAGUAUGAACUAGAUCUAGCUGAUUGGGUCCGCCAGUGCAUAAGCCAAGGAACCAUUUAUAAUGUCAUUGAUCCAUAUCUUAAAGGGAGGAUAGCUCCUGAGUGUUUCAAGACAUUUGUGGAUGUCGCUUAUUGUUGUAUUAGUGCGAAGGGAGAUAAACGGCCUGAGAUGGGUGAAGUGGAGCUCAUGUUAGAGUUUGCAUUGGAGAUGCAAGAGAAAGCAGAUUCCGAAAUGGUGGAUGUUGAUCCUCAUGGUCAAUGUAUGUAUGGAGAAGUAUCAUUUUGUAUUCCUGUUUCUGAUCACGGUUUGUGA
Molecule: messenger RNA, 429 nt
Organism: Theobroma cacao (cacao)
Lineage: Eukaryota; Viridiplantae; Streptophyta; Magnoliopsida; Malvales; Malvaceae
Source: RefSeq, a predicted model, not a curated record